AAAUUGUCUUUCCCCCAUUUUUCAGCUUCUUCUUCUUCUACUCAAAUUUCUCUGUAAUUUCUCUUUUCUCGCCAUGGAUCCCGUCAAUGCUUGGGGCAAUACUCCUCUCGUAAACGUUGAUCCUGAGAUCUUCGAUUUGAUCGAGAAGGAGAAGCGUCGCCAAUGCCGCGGAAUCGAGCUCAUUGCUUCUGAGAAUUUCACCUCCUUCGCCGUCAUCGAGGCCCUCGGAAGUGCCUUGACCAACAAGUACUCCGAGGGCAUGCCGGGGAACCGAUACUACGGUGGAAACGAGUUCAUCGAUGAGAUCGAGAAUCUCUGCCGUUCUCGAGCUCUCGAGGCUUUCCAUGUCGAUCCGGCCAAAUGGGGCGUUAAUGUCCAGCCCUACUCUGGUUCUCCGGCGAAUUUCGCCGCCUACACCGCGUUGCUUCAGCCGCAUGACCGGAUUAUGGGGCUGGAUCUUCCUUCUGGUGGCCAUUUGACGCAUGGUUACUACACCUCCGGAGGGAAGAAGAUCUCCGCUACCUCGAUUUACUUCGAGAGUUUGCCUUACAAGGUUGAUUCCGCCACUGGAUUUAUUGAUUACGAUAAGUUGGAGGAGAAGGCUUUGGAUUUCAGGCCGAAGUUGAUUAUCUGUGGUGGCAGUGCGUACCCGAGGGACUGGGAUUAUGCCAGAUUCAGGGCAAUUGCUGAUAAAUGCGGUGCCCUUCUGCUCUGUGAUAUGGCUCACAUUAGUGGUCUCGUUGCUGCUCAGGAAGCUGCGAACCCGUUCGAGCACUGUGACGUCGUGACGACCACGACUCACAAGAGUUUGAGGGGUCCUAGGGCUGGUAUGAUCUUCUAUAGGAAGGGUCCAAAGCCCCCUAAGAAGGGUCAGCCCGAGAAUGCUGUCUAUGACUUUGAAGACAAGAUCAACUUCUCUGUCUUCCCAGCCCUUCAGGGUGGCCCUCACAAUCAUCAAAUUGGCGCUUUAGCUGUUGCCUUGAAGCAGGCUAUGUCCCCUGGGUUCAAGGUCUAUGCGAAACAAGUUAAGGCCAAUGCCGUGGCCCUCGGAAAUUACCUGAUGAACAAGGGCUACAAACUUGUCACCGGAGGAACCGAGAACCAUCUCGUUCUCUGGGAUCUUCGUCCUUUGGGAUUGACCGGCAACAAGGUCGAAAAGCUUUGCGACUUGUGCAACAUCACUGUAAACAAAAACGCCGUGUUUGGCGACAGCAGCGCAUUGGCUCCCGGAGGUGUUAGAAUCGGUGCACCGGCCAUGACUUCUCGAGGUUUGGUCGAGAAAGACUUCGAACAGAUUGCUGAGUUCCUGCACCGUGCUGUAACCAUCACCUUGAAUGUCCAAAAGGAACAUGGAAAGCUGUUGAAGGACUUCAACAAGGGUCUGGUAAACAACAAGGAAAUCGAAGCACUGAAGGCGGACGUCGAGAAAUUUUCUGGCUCGUUCGAGAUGCCGGGUUUUCUCAUGUCUGAGAUGAAGUACAAGGAUUAGAAAGCAGACAGACAACAAGAUCUUCGGGAAAAUUAAUAAAGUUUUGGGUGUUGGUUGAAUCUUUAAAAUCAUUUGCUUAAAGUUGAAAAAGUAAAAUGAAAAGAUUGCCGUUUGUUUGUUUGUUUGUUUUCCUUCUUUUACCAAUUUGUAGACUUAGAUUUCCAUUCUCAAUAUAUUCAUUCCAAUAUUUCCAUUUUCGUAU
Molecule: messenger RNA, 1691 nt
Organism: Cucurbita pepo subsp. pepo (vegetable marrow)
Lineage: Eukaryota; Viridiplantae; Streptophyta; Magnoliopsida; Cucurbitales; Cucurbitaceae
Product: serine hydroxymethyltransferase 4
Biological process (GO): tetrahydrofolate interconversion
Cellular component (GO): cytoplasm; mitochondrion
Molecular function (GO): glycine hydroxymethyltransferase activity; pyridoxal phosphate binding
Source: RefSeq, a predicted model, not a curated record